This is a messenger RNA of Pleurotus ostreatus (oyster mushroom), 579 nucleotides long. RefSeq lists its product as uncharacterized. Gene Ontology annotation, molecular function: kinase activity. The transcript has 5 exons. The record is from RefSeq and is a predicted model, not a curated record. The coding region runs from base 1 to 579 and encodes 192 amino acids. Lineage: Eukaryota; Fungi; Basidiomycota; Agaricomycetes; Agaricales; Pleurotaceae.
AUGGACUCCAGCCGGUCAAAGACAAUUGUAUACCGGCGUCAAAACCCUUCUCCAGCUUCCAUCCCAGAGCUUCGGCCAGUGGCCGAACGUACGGGUGUGUUGGUCGUCAAAUUCCGUAAUACCUGGCCAAUCUCCGAAAUCUCCAUUGCAUUAUCAAAUGGCUGCUCACGCUCCUCGGUUAGCUCGACUAUUCACGCCGAUGUUCGCUCGUACCAUAAACGCGCAGCUGGUCCACCCAGCAGCGUCGCAGGUCGUGAAAUUGAAUCAGCUUUGGCGAGACCUUUGCAACGGGCGUAUUACCGUCCAGAAGCUUCACAAGCUGAGCUUGCGGCCAGCCUUUCUUACGGCAUAAUUAAGGGACAUCCGUUCUUCGAUGGCAAUAAAAGAACUGCUUUCUUCCUCGCGAAUGAGUACAUACGGGCACAUGGACACCCUGGAUUGGCCGAUGGCGUACAAGUGGGCGAAGUAUAUAAGGGCUUGCAGACCGUCGUAGACCAAUACGUCGGAGUGGCCAGCGGUCGAUUGGAGGAGGAUGCCCUUGCGCUUGCGAAUGGCGGAGCUAAGAGUAAAGACAGCUAA